CCAAUUACUAUAAUCGCAGUAUUGACGUAAUUUAUCUAACAGAUUUAGAAUCAAGAGCUGAUUUAUGCCUUCCUUUUGACUUUAACGGCGUAUAUAAAAUGGAGAGUGACGAAGAAGAUAAAGGUUCACUAGACGUAUACAAAUAUAGGCGAAGAGCUGACAAGGACGAAAUAUUCUUGAAUUCUACUACAUUUGGUCGAAUUUCUGACAUUGAUAAGCAAGAUGUCAAUUAUGGAAUCGACGAAGAAAAGAAGCACAAAACCUACACAAUCUUACAAGAAACCAGAACGGAAUUCACAAAUAGCAAGCUGCGGAAUAUUCUGAUGAUAUAUUCGAAUCCUGCGUGGAAAGUGUUCAUAUUGACGAUACUUUUUAUCUCGUACCUGUUAGAAUCAUCCAUGUACACUUUCUGCAAACCGAAGGACCGGCCAUUUUGGAUCAUCAUUCUUGUGAUAUGUUCCAACUUCAUUUUCUCUUUGGAUGUAACGAUCGUUUUCGGGCUAAAGUUCUUCAGGAAGUGGAGAAAAACCCUCAAUCUCGUAGAGCCUGAAACCAGUAGAGUAAUAUUAGAUGUUGUUCUAGCUAUGCCAUACGCGUUUCUUUACUUAGUAAACUACGAAAGGACUUCGUUCAACUAUUACGCGAUUGCACCAAUUAUGGCCCUGAUCCGUGUUUACAGAAUCAUAGAGUACUUUUAUAACAAGUCAUCUCAAGCAGGAAGUAAUCAAUGGACGACGUUUCUAUUCCAAUAUCUGAUAUUAUUUCUGCUGUCUGUUCAUACUUGGACUUGUGUUUGGUACUUAUUUUCAGACAGAAAUUUCGAUAUACAUAAAGUUAGGUCGUCGUGGUCGACCGCAGCAAUAUACUUGCCGACAGAGGUCACCUUUGAUUGGUACUUCGUUUGUUCAUAUUGGUCUGUAAUGUUUCUAACAACGAACGCGCUUGGUGAUUUGUACCCUGUGACCACAACCGAAAGGAUUACAGCAAUCACAGCUAUAUUGUUGGGGUUUCUGCUAACAACAAUCGUUUUUGUUGGGUCUUUGACUUCGCAGUUCAUAACUAUUACUACAAGACGUUCCAUUUAUGUAAGACAGUUGAUGAAAAUCAGAAAUCACCUUGCGCUCAUCAAAAUGGAUCCGGACACCACUAAGCGAAUCAUAAGAUACUACGAAGAUCUAUGGUACCAAAAGUCCGGUGUGUUCAAGCCGAAACUAUUGAAGCUUCUGCCGUAUCCUCUUCAAAUGGAGAUCUGCUAUGACUUGAACGCUGUACCACUCUACAGUUCAUUGAUAUUCCGAAAGCUUCCGGAAGCCUUCCUUAGAAGGCUCUCUCUGGACAUGAGUCACCAGUUUUAUUUACCAGGCGACAUUGUUUACAAGCACAAUCAUAACAAGACUAUUAUGGUAUGUAUCACGAGUGGAGUUCUAGAAUUACUAUCGGAUGAAGAUGACGAAAGUCCAAUGAUUUCAUUUUCAAAAGGAACGUGCUUCGGAGAAAUAUCUCUGGUUUACAACAUACCAGCUCGAUGUACCGUAAAAGCGGCGACGUACGUCGAGUGUCAAGUGCUGGACAAGACAAAGUUCAUUAAAUUGAUGAUCACGUAUCCUCAAAUGAUCGAUAAGAUAAAGAAAGAAAUAAAUGAACGGAUUGAGAGGAGUCGUCAAAGGAAAACGAGGGGAGACCAGACUGCCUUAUCCUUGAAUAUCUACGCCUCGAAGGAUCGAAAGAAGAGCAGCAUUAAAUGUCUGAAGGACAAGCUAAGAUACGUUCAAGGCACGCCUGGUGACCAAUUCGACAUGGCUUUAGGAGUGGAACUCACUGAAGAGAAUUGGCUAGAAAGUACUGUCAUACCAUCUGAGCUGAGGAAGAAAGUGCUACACCAAGCUAGGUUCAAAGCGCUAACUUCGAUAAGAUUCUUCCAAGUUAAAAACAUCGCUUACAUUCAAACAUUAACCGAAACUGCAAGAGACAUAAUUCUUCCACCAGGCGAAAUCGUAUACUACGGUGGAACAGUUACUAGAGAGCUCUACAUUAUAGAAAGCGGUUAUUGCCUAGUAACAUCCCCAGAGAUGAAAGAGGCUAAGAAGGAACGCGUCAUCGGACCUGGAAACCAUUUAGGAUUGCUGGUGCUAUUAUAUGCCGUACCAGCUGUUAGUACUGUGAUUACGCUGACCCAUUGCAAGUUGAUAAGUAUUAGCCACUGGGCCUACACAUCAGCAUUAAGCUUAUUUCCUGAUAUGAAAGAGCAUGAAGGCCUUCUAACGCCAGAGGAACUUAACAGCAUACAGAUGCAGGCCAAGUCACAAUACGCUGCUUGUGCUUAUUUAAAGCAUUACAGCAACCUCACUAGGAAACCCCCACGAGUCAAGAUUACCAAUAUCCUUCAGGAGUUUUUGAACAAUUCCUUCAUAAAUGUGUAUGAUGACUACCACAAACGGAGAGAAAGCUACAUCAAGUCAUACUCACAAUUUCGCAUUUUGAACCAUUUCGCACCGUAUUUACUUAUGCCGAUUGCGAUCAAACCAAAUGGAAUAUUUUUGAAGUUCUGGGCGUUUGGCAGAAUUAUUACAGCGUUUCUGUUAUGCAUUUUAGUACCGAUAGUUGUGUCUAUGGCCCCAUUAUGUGGAAUCUUUAAUUAUGCAAUAGUAGCUCUUGAGGCAAUAUGCUAUAUUGAUCUCUAUCUGAUGCUACAUGUCGCUUAUUAUGGAACGAAGAACCAGUUGAUUUACCAUCCAUAUUUAACUGCCAAAAAUUACUUAACAGGCCCUUUCAUCAUAGAUUUUCUGACAUGCUUUCCCUGGUAUGCGAUAUGGAAGCUCUUCGUACCUAAACACGAUGAAGAUCAUACGGAAGAGGACCACAUAGCCAACCAUCACGUAUUCCACUGCAUAUUAAGAAUGGUCAACGUGCUACAAAUAUACAAACUUUACGCUGCGUUCUGGGCGGAAUCUAUCGCAGCAUUGAAACGGGCUUACUUGAUGAGUGUCGUACAGUUCUUUCUACUGACGAUUUUCUUCCUUAACUUGUAUGCAUCGAUGCUGAUAACCAUGUCAUGCAGAUACGUGACAGCUUCUAACGCCGAUGAUUUCGAAGACAGAAUUUCACGAUUGUCCCUGAAAGGACCUUAUAUGAACACAACGUACCAUCCUGAAGGUUGCAUGGUUUGCCAACGAGGAUCUUGGGUUGACGCGCCAACAUUAUUAGAAGAAUACCUAACCCCGGCAAAAGUAUACCUGUUGGCUUAUUAUUGGGCGGCGACGAGUUUUAGUGGGGCUGGCUUCGGUGACAUCACUGCGCAAGACAACACCCACAUGAUCCUUUCCAUUUGUAUCAACAUACAUGGAGUUCUGUUCUUUGGAUACGUUUACGCUAAAAUUGCAUCACUGAAAGCAAUGGCAGAUCAAGUGGUAACGAAAUUCCAAGAGAAUUUAAAGCAUCUGGAAUUAUUUCUGAACAGAGAAAAAGUGCCAUUUGUACUGAAAAAGACUGUGAUAGAUUACUGGAAAUAUCAAUGGAAGAGAACGGGCGGAUGGUCGCACCAAUCCAUACUAGGUAAACUGCAUGCAAAUCUGAACGAAGAUGCAGUACUGUAUAUGUAUGAGAAAACGCUGCGAGAGAUACCUUUGUUCGAGGAUGUUGAGUAUUCGUUCUUCAGGGCCUUCGCGAAGAAACUCAAAGAGCAAUACUUUCAAAAAGGUUACAUGGUUAUAAGAGCCAACGAAGUUAUCAACUCAAUGUAUAUUAUCUAUCGGGGGAAGGUGGACAUAAUAUCGGAUAUUAAUGAAGUGGAAGCCUGUAUGGGGCCGGGCGGCAUAUUUGGAAAUAUCAGAGGUGCAUCCAAGUAUUUGACCAUGUCAAACGUCAUCGCAUCGAGAAACAUCGAUUUGUUGUGUAUUAAAGGACACGAUUUCUACGCUCUCCUAAAGAGCUAUCCGUCCGUACUUAGGAAAGUUAAACAGUCGGUCGACUCGGCAGCAAAAGACUACGUUCUUCCUACCACCACGUCUGGAAGACCAAGUUUGGAGGUUGAGACAUACCCUCUUUCAUACGAAGCUGGUGACGAUGAAGAAGACGAUGGACUCGACGAUCUUGACUUCAGCAUGUUUGUAGAAAGUCCAGAAAAGAGUAUAGCCGAAUCCCAUGGCUCAAGAUCUAUCACAUCAGCAGGAAAUGUAGACUACGUUGGAGCUACAUUCCUGAUUUUAAAACCACACAGGUGGUUUCGUAGCAGUAUUUUGCCAGACUGCAAAUUGGUCAUGUUCAUGGAUCAAUUUACGCUGAUUCUUGCCUAUGUUGACUUCAUGUUGCUCGUAUAUCAAAUGGCAUUUCUCUCAAUCCCUUACUUUUUAUACAUCUGUGUGACAUUGGAUGUAAUAUUUUGGUACAAACUAUUUCUCGACAUGCACAGCGGGUUUAUGAACAGAUACGGCGAUUAUAUUUUGAAUCCGAAGAAAGUUAGGGAGAUGUACUUCUCAAAAGUAUACCUACGGAGGCGUGAUUUCCUUGCGAACAUACCUAUUUGCUACUUAGCAUUCGGCUUGCCCUUGCUUCCGCCCAUACAACUCGCAUUUUUCGUCUACCUACGCUCUCCCCAGUUGUUUAGAGUCUCAUACCUGUUCACCUACAGAGUACACUCGGCAAGGAAAAACAACAUCAGCUCGGCUAAUCUUUUAUUCAAACUAACGUCAAUAGGAAUAUGGGCAUCAAUACUGGCUCACGUAAACGCAUGUCUAUUUUUCAAACUGUCAUGUCUAACUCCAGUGCACUGUACUUCGGCUAACUGGAUGUCAAAAAACGAACUUAAUUUACGAUCCAAAUACAUACAGGCAAAUUAUUUCUCAAUCUACGUGGCGGCUCUGUGGUACAUGAUAAACUUACUAACGAUCACUGGAACCGGCGACGUCUCAUCACAAAAUGACUUUGAAGCUAUAGAAACUAUCAUUGUCAUUAUUAUAAUCAAGUUUUGUACAGGACUUCUAAUAUCAGAAAUGUCAGCGAUGAUCACAGCGCAUUCGUCUUCGCGGAUCGCUUAUGAUUAUGGUAUAAACGAGCUAAGAGAUGGGCUUCGAGACAUGGACCUAAGUGACCACCAAAUGAACAAGAUGUGGGACUACGUUCGUGAACUGUGGAACAGACAGCAAGGCCGGCAGAUGCCUGAACUAGUAUUUCAACUACCAUUCCGACUGCGCUGUCAAAUUAUGCAAGCACUAUACGGGUCUCACAUAAGAGAGUCCAUUAUAUUCAGUAAAGCGGACGACGAUUUCAAGAGGAUGCUGUCCAUGUGGAUGAAACAUUGCGUGUUUUUCCCGGGGAAUUAUAUCGUCCAAUGCGGGGAUUCCGACCAGUGCAUCUACUUCAUACAUAGAGGCGAGGUCGAAGUUCUAACUGUUCAUCCCAAUUUGACUGAAUCAAUUUACGAUAUUUUAGGCCCUGAAGACAGUUUUGGAGUAGCACAGGGACUUUAUGUAGGUGUGGCUCACCAUUUCUCAUUCCGAGCUAGGACUGUGGUCGAUAUUGUGUAUUUGAAGCUUGAACAAUGGAAGUAUUUGCUGGAUUUCUAUCCCAGAUCAGCGAAAAUUGUAAAAAAGAAAGUUGAAAAUGUCUAUUUAGCAAUUUAGACAAAUGGUUUGUUUUAAUUUAAGAAUAUGAGUAGUUUAUUUUAGUUUUUAGUUCUUAAAAUACUAUAAAAUGAAAUAAGUAUUUUUGGA
Messenger RNA from Ostrinia nubilalis (European corn borer), 5708 nucleotides. RefSeq lists its product as uncharacterized. Bases 99 to 5618 code for a protein of 1839 amino acids. Gene Ontology annotation, molecular function: voltage-gated potassium channel activity. The record is from RefSeq and is a predicted model, not a curated record. The transcript has 29 exons. Gene Ontology annotation, biological process: regulation of membrane potential; potassium ion transmembrane transport. Gene Ontology annotation, cellular component: plasma membrane. Lineage: Eukaryota; Metazoa; Arthropoda; Insecta; Lepidoptera; Crambidae.